Molecule: messenger RNA, 1326 nt
Organism: Rhododendron vialii
Lineage: Eukaryota; Viridiplantae; Streptophyta; Magnoliopsida; Ericales; Ericaceae
Product: NADH--cytochrome b5 reductase 1-like
Exons: 9
Coding region: 188-1030 (280 amino acids)
Biological process (GO): electron transport chain
Molecular function (GO): cytochrome-b5 reductase activity, acting on NAD(P)H
Source: RefSeq, a predicted model, not a curated record
UACAGCGGAGAAAGGCGUGGGACAUCGCGUGGCGGUGCGGAGGACACUGCAUAAUCUCUCUCCCGAACACAUGCUCUUACCAAACAUUUAUUGUCCUGCCCUCUCGCCCUUCUCCUUCUUCCAAGCUUUUUGGGCAUAAAAAACCAGAGAAAAAACCGAACCCCGGUGAAAGCGAGCUGCACCAAAAAUGGAGAUAUUACAGUCUCAGAGGGUGGAAUUGAUGGUGGGCGUAGCCGUUGCGCUCGUAGCCGUUGGUGCCGGCACUGCCUAUUACAUCCAUCUCUCCAACAAAAAACCCAAAGGUUGCUUGGAUCCCGAAAGCUUCAAGGAAUUCAAACUUGUCAAACGCACCCAGCUCAGCCACAACGUGGCUAAGUUUAGAUUUGCUCUCCCUACGCCAGAUUCGGUUGUGGGACUUCCAAUAGGACAACACAUGAGUUGCAGAGGAAAGGAUAGUCAGGGUGAAGAUGUUAUAAAACCCUACACGCCUACCACUUUAGAUUCAGACAUCGGUUACUUCGAGCUGGUCAUAAAGAUGUAUCCACAAGGAAGGAUGUCCCACCAUUUUCGAGAGAUGUGUGAAGGUGAUUACCUUGCUGUGAAGGGACCCAAGGGAAGAUUCAAGUAUCAACCUGGCCAAGUUAGAGCUUUUGGAAUGCUUGCUGGAGGCACUGGCAUUGCACCAAUGUUCCAGGUCACCAGAGCCAUACUAGAAAACCCAAAAGACAAAACCAAUGUACAUCUGAUCUAUGCAAAUGUGACUUAUGAAGACAUUCUUUUGAAGGAAGAACUGGAUAAUCUGGCUAGUAAUUUUCCUAGCUGCUUUAAUGUCUACUAUGUUUUGAAUCAGCCACCUGAAGUAUGGGAUGGUGGAGUUGGAUUCGUAUCCAAAGAAAUGAUUCAAGCCCAAUGCCCUGCGCCUGCACCUGAUAUUCAGAUACUGAGGUGCGGGCCUCCACCCAUGAACAAGGCAAUGGCUGCUCACCUUGAUGCUCUCGGAUACACUCCCGAGAUGCAAUUCCAGUUCUAAGAUGCUACUUCUGUUUGUCCUUCCGCUACAUGAUUUUGUAACGUAACGAACAUAUGAUCUCCAUUGUUAGCAGUUUACAUAGCCCAGCCCUGGUAGCAGGGCUCUAAACAACCGGAGGCACCGUUUUUUUCGCAUAACGAAUGAAGUUUGUGGUGGGCGGAUCACCGGUCAUUUCAAUUUAAAUGGCUUUAGUUGACUCUUUACUGGCUCAAUAAUUAGCCGGAAAACAUCAUCUGUUUUUUCUUGAUAAUGGCGUGUACUUCUUGCAUGUUGAGGAAGAAAGAGCUUUGCUGGUC